UCCCGGACUCCAGUCCCAUUUUUCACCCGACUAUUAGAUCAAUUCGCCGAAAACCCUCAAGAGCCAUGGCUACCAUUGCGGCCACUGCAGCCCGUCGAGCUGCAUCUCUGGCUCGGAUUUCAUCCUCUGCAACACCGGCUCAACCUGCCAAUCUCAUUCCCCGGCGUGGCCUUUCCGGCGCAGCAGAUCAUCAUGGACCACCAAAGGUCAAUUGUUGGACAGACCCAAUGAGUCCAUCAAAAUGGAAGGAAGAGCAUUUUGUGAUCGUCUCCUUGUCUGGUUGGGGUCUACUCUUCUAUGGAGGAUACAAGUUCUUCACUGGAGGCAAGGGCAAGAAGGAAGAGAAACUGGUUGAAGCAGCACAUUGAGCUCUGGAGGUCUUAAUCUUGCUCAAAUGUUCCGGUAAUAAUGUGCUUUACUGAAACUUCACUUGCUGUGGGAUUUGAUUUUUCUUGUAAUAUGAAACAGCAAGUUCUGCUGGCACCUUUAGAAUUUCUUUAGCAUGACCGAUGAUUAAGUGAGGAGGCUGAUUGCUUUCUGAGGAGACGAUCAAAUCAUUUUCUUACAAUUUCUGUGGUUUCAUUGUGCACUUGAUUCUUUAAUAACCAUAUUUAAGUAAUGUGAUGGCGUCGUUAAGGUCCAA
Messenger RNA from Tripterygium wilfordii, 643 nucleotides. RefSeq lists its product as uncharacterized. The transcript has 4 exons. Bases 66 to 368 code for a protein of 100 amino acids. Lineage: Eukaryota; Viridiplantae; Streptophyta; Magnoliopsida; Celastrales; Celastraceae. The record is from RefSeq and is a predicted model, not a curated record.